AUGAGCUACGGCGAAUACCCCGAACUUGACGCCUAUCAACAGCGCUGGAACACAUCCGACUCGCAUUCCACUCCCACUUCCCUUUUCCUGGGCACUAUCAUAGGUGCAUACUUUCUCCUCAGAGCUCUCGACUAUCUCGGCUUUCCCAUCGGUUUCUACGUACGCCGGUUUCUCAGGAUGGCGACCAACGUUUUGCGCUCACGUGCGUCUUCGAUCGGCUCCGCGUCUGGAUCGGAAUCCGACGAUGCUGCGGCGCAGAGUGGAGGCAUGUUUGGUAGCCUCUUUGGAAUGAGUCCCGGCAACCUGCUCUCAAAGGGCGUCAGAGGCGUCGCGAGCGCUCUUUCCAUGGGUUCCGGUGAUGUUCCGCCUGGCUUGGGAAACAUCAGCAACUCUUGCUACCAGAACAGCGUCAUCCAAGGCCUUGCCUCGCUUCCUUCGCUGCGCGACCAUCUCGCCAAAACCACAUCCGAGCAUCCUUCGCUCUCGCCUGAAAGCACCAACGGCGCGCUGUUCGAGAUAAUAACAAAGCUCAACGACCCAGAGAACAAGGGGCAGCAUUUUUGGAUACGCGGCAAGCUCAAGUCGAUGAGUACCUUUGAGCAGCAAGAUGCACAGGAGUAUUAUAGCAAGAUAUUGGAUGCGCUAGAUGAAGAGGUCAAGAAGACCGCGAGCAGUAAGAGGCGAUCCUCGGUCUCCUGGCUGGAAGUCACAAAGAUUCUCAGUGACUCACCAAACGCAGAUGAAAAGACGCAAGAAGGAGAGAAAGGUGAUUCAGAGAAGCCAGCCGUACAGGCCCCAGCAAACCCUCUUGAGGGCCGCCUCGCACAACGCGUCGGCUGUACAUCCUGCGGCUACUCGGAAGGUCUCACACUUAUCCCGUUCAACUGCAUCACCGUUUCCCUGGGAAAGAAUCACGGCUACGACAUUCGCGAAUGUCUUGACGAAUAUACGAACUUGGAGUUCAUCGACGGUGUCGAGUGCGCAAAGUGCACAUUACUUAAACUACAGAAGACCCUAACUCCUCUUGUUUCUAAAAAGCCCGAAUCGCCAUUGAAGGCCAGACUCGACGCUGUGCAGGAGGCUUUGGAAAAGGAGGACUUUGAAGAUAAAACGCUCCUAAAGACUCUGAAUGUGCCCAAGAAGAACUGGGUACAGAGUACUAAAUCGAAACAGGCAGUUGUCGCGCGAGCACCCCAGGCAUUGGUACUUCAUGUCAACCGUAGUAGUUUCAAUGAGUACACUGGUAUGCCGUUCAAGAAUACUGCUGGUGUCUCAUACCCGAGUGUCCUGGACCUGGGCAAUUGGUGCCUGGGCGGUGCUCCGGCUGGCUCUGAAAAGCCUGCCAUGUCUGAAGAAGAGUGGCCAAAAGAUCCUAGGGAAUCCAUGCUACCAAGGGGCAAGCCCAUGUUCGAUUCCCCUUUCCAAUACCGGUUGCGGGCUGCUGUCACACACUACGGGUCACAUGGUAACGGACAUUAUGUGUGCUACCGGUCACACCCAAAGACUGUCUCCAAGCCGAGCGAUAAUGAGGAGGCUGAUGCCUCAUCGACAGAUGGCAAGGAUAUCGAGGAUGAAAAGGAACAGGAAGAGACACAGGAAGAAGCUGUCACAUCCCCGUCGGAACAGUGGUGGCGCUUCAGUGAUGACAGUGUCUACCCUGUCUCUGAAGAAGAGGCUCAUCAAGGAAAUGUCUUCAUGCUCUUCUACGAACGCAUUGAUGAAUCAACGCCCGUACCAUCUCAUUCCGCCACAGACAACGUCACAGUUGCAGAAGAUGCUCCCUUACCACCAGUCGAUGUGGCAGCAUACGCACAAGCCUCUCCAAACGUAGAAGCUACUACCAUUGCUCUCCCAAGCGACGACGACGACGAUCUUCUCUCGAUCAAGUUAGCCACCAAACCGCAACCGCCUCAACUCUCCAUACCCACCACACAAGCACCAACAGACGAGACACCUUGCUCCCCAUCC
This is a messenger RNA of Bipolaris maydis ATCC 48331, 1968 nucleotides long. RefSeq lists its product as uncharacterized. NCBI's taxonomy places the organism in Eukaryota, Fungi, Ascomycota, Dothideomycetes, Pleosporales, Pleosporaceae. Gene Ontology annotation, biological process: protein deubiquitination. The record is from RefSeq and is a predicted model, not a curated record. Gene Ontology annotation, cellular component: nucleus; cytosol. Gene Ontology annotation, molecular function: cysteine-type deubiquitinase activity.